AUGGUUUGUCUGUGUUUCAGACUGCAGAAUGAGAAAUGGAUGAAUGUACGAGUGGGUGAUGUUAUCAAACUUGAGAACAAUCAGUUUGUUGCUGCUGACCUUCUCCUCCUCUCUAGCAGUGAGCCCUAUGGACUGUGCUAUAUCGAGACUGCAGAGCUUGAUGGAGAAACCAACCUGAAGGUGCGCCAAGCCUUGACUGUAACCUCAGACCUCGGGGACGAUGUUGCCAAGCUUGCAGACUUUAAUGGGGAAGUCAUCUGCGAGCCUCCUAACAACAAACUGGACAAGUUCAUUGGGACUCUCUACUGGAAAGAUAACAAGUACCCCCUGGACAAUGAGAAAAUGCUCCUGAGAGGAUGUGUGCUCCGUAACACUGAAUGGUGCUUCGGCUUGGUUAUCUUCGCCGGACUCCAAACCAAGCUGAUGCAAAACUGUGGGAGGACAAAGUUCAAAAGGACCAGCAUCGAUAAACUGAUGAACACCUUAGUGCUGUGGAUCUUUGGCUUUCUGAUCUGUAUGGGGAUCAUCCUGGCCAUUGGGAACACUAUUUGGGAGCAGAGUGUCGGCAGUGACUUUUGGGCAUAUCUUCAGUGGAAGGAACUGACAGUCAAUGCUGUCUUCUCUGGCUUUCUGACCUUCUGGUCCUACAUUAUCAUCCUUAACACGGUUGUGCCCAUCUCACUGUAUGUUAGUGUAGAAGUUUUGCGGCUGGGCCAUAGUUACUUUAUAAACUGGGACAGACGAAUGUACUACGGCCGUAAGGACACUCCUGCUGAAGCGCGGACCACCACUCUUAAUGAGGAGCUGGGCCAGGUGGAGUUCAUCUUCUCCGACAAAACAGGCACCCUCACCCAGAACAUCAUGGUGUUUAAUAAGUGCUCCAUCAAUGGGAAGACCUACGGUGAUGUUUAUGAUGAGUUUGGACAUAAAGUGGAUAUUACAGAGGCUCCACAAUGGCCACAUUUUCUGCGCCGACCUUUUUUUCAACCGUGCGGCCAUCGCUAUUCCACCGCUCCCGCCGCCGAGCACAAGAACUUUGUAGUGGUCCUUGGCAGCCAGUCCAGAGCUGGUGUGGAUUUGUGA
Messenger RNA from Danio aesculapii, 1083 nucleotides. RefSeq names its product phospholipid-transporting ATPase ID-like. NCBI's taxonomy places the organism in Eukaryota, Metazoa, Chordata, Actinopteri, Cypriniformes, Danionidae. Bases 1 to 1083 code for a protein of 360 amino acids. Gene Ontology annotation, cellular component: plasma membrane. The record is from RefSeq and is a predicted model, not a curated record. Gene Ontology annotation, biological process: Golgi organization; phospholipid translocation. The transcript has 9 exons. Gene Ontology annotation, molecular function: nucleotide binding; ATPase-coupled intramembrane lipid carrier activity.